Messenger RNA from Chiloscyllium plagiosum (whitespotted bambooshark), 698 nucleotides. The record is from RefSeq and is a predicted model, not a curated record. NCBI's taxonomy places the organism in Eukaryota, Metazoa, Chordata, Chondrichthyes, Orectolobiformes, Hemiscylliidae.
AUGUUUAUCUGUGCCGGCGACAUUAAAACACCAAAGCACGCUAAAAUCAGAGAUUCUGGCAGCAUCAACGUAGGAUUAGAACAUCUGUCUCCUGCGGAACAAGCCAAAGCAAGAUUACAGUUGGUCCUCCAGGCUGCUGCAAAAGCAGAUGAAGUAUUAAAGGCUAAGGAAAGAAAAGAGGAGGAUGCCAAAAAGAAGAGAGAACAAGAAUAUACCAUUGAAGAACAGGUGAAGCGAGUAAAAAGUAUUGAAGCUAUUGAAAGUGAUUUCUUUAUCCAACAAACCUUUAGAUCUGGCAGAGAUGUAAAAAAGGCACAAGAACCUCCUGAAACCAAGCAUGAAUCCAAUGUGCUGAGCAACAGAACAACUGAUUUUAAUAUUGAAAUCAAGCAAGAGCUUGAUUACAUUCCUUCUACAAUCAAGUAUCAAGAUGAUGACUCAUUGGCUCAUCCAAGUUUGUUCCUGGAUAAGAAAGAAGCUGAAGAAAAGUGGUUCAAGAGGUUAAUCACGCUGCGGCAGGAGAAAUUGAUGGGAAGCCCAGUGCCUGGAUUUUGAAUUUAUUUUUCUUAAAUGAUUAAUCCAUCAGCCAAAACGUUCAUUGUGAAAUUAGUGUAUUUCAUUGUUUUAUGAAUUUCCAUUAAGUGUAUUCAUAAGUUGAGGCUCUCUGAUUUAAUAAACUACCUAAUUUGUAUUAGCAA